AUGGUGUCCCUUUUCCGAAUUCCCUUUCUCUCCACCAAGUCCAAUGUGUCAGAACCUCCUGCAGACAUGGUACCGAAAGACUUGGACGUCUCAGUGGCCAAUCCAGCAAAUUUCGAGUCCAUCGCCGACAAGGUCGAAACCUUGCAAGCCGAGCUAGCUUAUGCCCAUGACCUCUGUGAACAAGCUAACCUCCAGUUCGACAUGUUCCGCACCGAGAUCUACAACUUCAAGCAGCAAAAUGCCCUUUUGAUGCAACAACUCGCCGAACGUACCACCUUGGCCAACGCCCUUCAAGCUCAGGUGACUCAGCAACGCGCAGACCUGAGAAAGGAAAGAACUUUGAAUAUCCAAAUGGCUGCGAGGCUAAGGACCGAGACAAACUCUCUGAAGGCAAUGACAAACCAGGCUCAAACAGCCCAGCAGCAUCUUGAUGAUGCCAAGUUCGAUAUUGAGUACCUCAAAUGCACUACAACAAUGGGCAACCCUUUACUUCCUCCCUUGACUCCUGAUCAUGAAACCCCGCUUCCACCACGGCCCUUUGUCGUUGUUCUCGUCGAUGGUGAUGCUUACGCGUGGUCUUCGGAUUUGUUCGUGAAUGGCGGACACUCUGAAAAGACACCUGGUGGUAUGGCUGCGAUGCAGAUUAAAUUCGAAGUCACCAAAUACAUCCGAGAUCAAAAAGGCACCAUCCCCUAUACCUCUGCCAUUGUCACACGAGUAUUCCAAAACUUCCAGACCAUCUCCAGGACUGCUCAAGCACCCUCACGCCAUGGAAAUGGGCGGCGAGAUUGGCACAUAUUCUCCAUUCAGUUCACCGAAAAAUUCCCUCUCUUUGAUUUCUUCGAUGCCGGCAGGGGAAAAGAAAGAGUCGACGACAAAAUUCGAGAGCACUUCCAUUUGUUCCUGUCCCACCCCAACUGCUAUGCAAUUUUCCUCGCCGCUUGUAAGGACAAUGGGUUUGCUCGCAUGCUCGAGCCAUACGUAGACCAUCCAUCUAUCCGUGAAAAGAUCAUCCUCGUCUCUCCCGGCUUUAAGGCUCCCGAGAUUGCUGGACUUCCGUUCACCACGAUCGUGUGGCCUAGCAUAUUCAAAACUGAGGUUGCACCGCGUGACAUAUCGAUCAAAACGGCAAAACACGCACGAGAGAAACAGAUUGCCCAGUGGCUGAGCAGACUGAGUCUGGACAAGGGUACGAGUGCAAAGACUCGAGCCAUAAACUUUACACCAAAGCCUGCAGCCGUGCUCGAUCUUCUGCAGCCAUGGGAUGUCCACUGCGCGUUGGCAAGGUAUUUCGGUAUGGGGACAACCAGGUUCAAUGACUUUAAACGUGGGGAACACGCAUGCAGCAUCGAGCCUUGUGCAGAUUCUUUGGAAACACGAGAAAUCGAAUGA
Molecule: messenger RNA, 1392 nt
Organism: Exophiala bonariae
Lineage: Eukaryota; Fungi; Ascomycota; Eurotiomycetes; Chaetothyriales; Herpotrichiellaceae
Exons: 3
Coding region: 1-1392 (463 amino acids)
Source: RefSeq, a predicted model, not a curated record